This is a messenger RNA of Cucurbita maxima (winter squash), 1148 nucleotides long. Its product is annotated as probable 3-hydroxyisobutyrate dehydrogenase-like 3, mitochondrial. The record is from RefSeq and is a predicted model, not a curated record. Gene Ontology annotation, molecular function: NAD binding; oxidoreductase activity; NADP binding. Lineage: Eukaryota; Viridiplantae; Streptophyta; Magnoliopsida; Cucurbitales; Cucurbitaceae. The transcript has 2 exons. The coding region runs from base 94 to 1017 and encodes 307 amino acids.
UGAGGUAUCAUCUUAGACUCUAAAUAAACCAAGAUCCACGGCGGUGGCUGUUGAUCAUCUGUUAAGUUGCUUUUGAUAAAUCCUUAUUCCACCAUGGAAACCCCUUACCCAAUCCCCAUCUCUCCUUCAAAAACUCGCGUGGGAUGGAUCGGCAUAGGUGUGAUGGGCGCCGCCAUGGCCACUCGUCUCCUCGCCGCCGGAUACUCCCUCACAAUCUAUGCUCGUUCCCCUUCCAAGGCUCUUGAUUUACAGUCCAAAGGCGCUUCCCUCGUCAAUUCCCCCUCCGAAUUAGCUCACACCUGCGACGUUGUUUUCACAAUGGUGGGAAACCCAUCAGAUGUUCGACAAAAUGUCUUAGAGAAGAAUGGGCUCCUACAAGGACUAAAUCCUGGUGGGGUCAUCGUUGACACCACCAGCAGCCACCCCGCUCUUGCCCGCGAGAUCUCCGCUGCUGCUCGUGCAAAAGGUUGCUGGGCUGUGGAUGCGCCCGUGUCAGGAGGCGACAUUGGUGCUAGAGAUGGGAAGCUAUCCAUUUUUGGGGGUGGCGAUGCAGAGGUAGUCAAGUGGUUAUCGCCUCUGUUUGAAGCAUUGGGGAAAGUGACAUACGUGGGUGAAGCAGGGUGUGGGCAGAGCUGCAAGAUAGCGAACCAGAUAACGCUUGUGGGAAACAUGAUAGGGGUGAGUGAAGGGCUGGUGUUCGCCGAGCGGGCGGGGUUGGAUGUGAAGCAGUUUGUGGAAGCUGUGAGGGACGGGGCAGGAGGGUCGAUGGCAAUGGAGUUGUUCGGGGGGAGGAUGGUAAAGAGGGACUUCAGGCCUGGUGGGUAUGCUGAGUAUAUGGUGAAGGAUCUGGCAAUGUGUGUGGACGUUGUGGAAGAAGGGGAAGAUGUGGAGAGGAUUGCAGUUCUGCCAGGGGCUGCAUUGGCCAUGCAAUUGUUCUCUGCAAUGGUGGCUAAUGGAGAUGGAAAGAUUGGCUCUCAAGGGAUAAUCUCUGUUAUUCAGAGGCUUAAUGGUAAGUGAGUGAAGCUAUGGGAAAGCCAAGUCUCUGUCUGUUAUGGUCAUCAUCUUUUAUGACCAUUUUAAUGUAUUAAUAAAAAACAGCUUUUAAUGUUGUCACACAAUAUUAUUAAAUUUGAUCAAUUAAUUACUUA